Messenger RNA from Contarinia nasturtii (swede midge), 911 nucleotides. RefSeq lists its product as uncharacterized. The record is from RefSeq and is a predicted model, not a curated record. The transcript is spliced from 7 exons. NCBI's taxonomy places the organism in Eukaryota, Metazoa, Arthropoda, Insecta, Diptera, Cecidomyiidae. Bases 96 to 749 code for a protein of 217 amino acids.
GAUAUAAAUUCGAUUUCACUCGACAAAGUUUGAUUGCAAAUGAAAGUUGAAGGACACGUCGUGAAUUAAAUCAGGUUUUUUAUAAAACAAAAAAAAUGAAGUUGUUUAUUAUUUUGAGCUUUACUCUCUUAAUUUUGCAUGAUGUGUCAACAAUGUUGAACAAAUCCUCAAGGAGCAACCAUAAAAAUAAGGCUUCAAUAACAGCGUCAUUGCCAGUAUCAUUGUGGUCACUAAUACCAAUGUCCUCUUUGAGUGGAAUAGUUCGCAUGAUUCAGGCAAAUAUUAAUUCUGAAAAUGUUCGACAGGCUGCUAUACAAUACAAAGGUACUACAUGGAUGGAGAGAUGCUGUGGCAUGCAAGGAACGAAUUACACCAAUAUGUUCAAACAAUUUCAAAAAACUUCACCAAAAUAUCCAGAAAACGACGAAAAUAUUGAUUUUCUAAUGGACAUUAUUGAAAGUGUGAAUAAUAUGAUAAGUGUGUUUGAACUUCAUUACAAUGCAGAUCAUGACCAUGGAUAUCUUCUGAACUGGCUUGUGAAUGAUGUAAAUGAUCUAGAAAAACACGCAGACAAAUUGAAGAAGCUACACGAUAGCCGGGGAAUUUCGAAAAUAUUGAAAGAAUUAAUUCAGAGAGUAUGUGUCGAUAUUCAUACAAAUAUUUGCUGGUUAAAAGGAUCAAAAGAUGAACAUAAGCCAAUCAUAUUUCCCACCGAGACUGAUUCGGACAGUGAAGAGAAUGAAGAGUGAGAUAAAAAUUCGAUUUGAUUACUUAUAUUUUCUACAAAAAUGAAAUAUAAAAAUCAAGUAAUUAUGUACUGAUAACAUUACGUGGCAGAUAUAGUUACUUUAGUGAGUUUAUGUCAAAACCUUAUCGUAAAUUCAAUAAAAAAGGUUUAUUCUCGAAAAAAA